CAAAAAUCGAUCGAACCAUGUCAUUGUUCAAUUUCUCGGCUUCUGAUAAUUAGCUGUUUUGCCCUCUGUCUUCCCCGUCUCUGUCCAUUGCUUUGUCCACGUCGCAAUGGCUUUGAAAACUGAAGCCCACCACGGUUACGAGUUUGGUGGUCCUCUGGGCGCCAUCGGCAUCUCGUUCAUCCUGCCCAUUGUCUGCUAUGUCUUCGCCUUCCUCUGCAACGAUGUCUCUGGCUGUCCUCCACCCUCUUUGACCGACCCAUCUACUCUCAGCCUCGAGAAGCUCAAGCAAGAAGUCGGUUGGCCUGGCGUCGCUGGCCUUCUCAACACAAAGUCUGUCAUCGCAACCCUUGGCUACUACACUCUCAGUCUGGCCCUCCAGACCUUCUUGCCCGCCCAUGAAGUCCAAGGCACUGUACUGGCCUCUGGCGGCCGUCUGAACUACCGCUUCAACUCGUUCGCUUCGGCCAUGUUCAUCCUCACAGUCGCCGCAGCUGGUACCUUCCUCCAGGGUGCCGACUUCCCUGUCUGGACUUUCAUCAACGACAACUACGUCCAGCUCCUGACCACCAACAUCCUGAUUGGCUACUUCCUUGCCACCUUCUGCUACGUGCGCUCCUUCUCCGUCAAGCCCAAUGAUCCCGACAACCGCGAGCUCGCCCAGGGAGGCACCACAGGUAACAUGGUCUAUGACUGGUUCAUUGGAAGAGAGCUCAACCCUCGCGUAAACAUUCCCAUCUUUGGCGAAGUCGACAUCAAGGCUUUCAUGGAGCUGAGACCCGGUCUUCUCGCUUGGGUUCUGCUGGAUCUGGCUUUCGCUGCCCGUCAAUACGGUACCUAUGGCACUCUUACCGACUCCAUGUACAUUGUUGUCGGCACUCAGGCCUGGUACGUUCUCGACGCCCUGUGGAACGAGCCCGCCAUUAUGACCACCAUGGACAUCACCACUGAUGGCUUCGGAUGCAUGCUCGCCUUCGGCGAUCUCGUCUGGGUUCCGUUCAUCUACAGCAUCCAGGCUCGUUACCUGUCCAUCCAUGCUGUUCAGCUCGGCUGGGCUAAGGUCGCUUUCAUCAUGGCUGUCCAACUCACUGGCUACUACAUCUUCCGCUCUAGCAACGACGAGAAGAACAAGUUCAGAACAAACCCCAACCAUCCCGACGUCAAGCACCUCGAGUACAUUGAGACUGCUCGCGGAACCCGUCUCUUGACCUCUGGCUGGUGGGGCACUGCUCGUCACAUCAACUACCUCGGUGACUGGGUCAUGUCGUGGGCAUACUGCCUUCCCACAUGGUUCUCUGGUUACGUUAUCCACACUGCCGCUCUUACUGGCGAUAAGAUCAUCAGCCAAGGACCCAAUGGCGAGAUGGCCGGCUGGGGCACUCCCAUCACCUACUUUUACAUGCUCUACUUCGCUGUUCUGCUCAUCCACCGCGAACGCAGAGAUGAUGGCCACUGCCGUGCCAAGUACGGAAACGACUGGAACCGCUACUGCGCCAUCGUCAAAUGGAAGAUUCUGCCCGGUGUCUACUAGAUCUACUCUUUAGCAUGACGAAUAGAUGAGUAUGUCUGAACUAGCUCUGCUCACGCAAAAACCAUGACAAGCUCUAAAACCAAUCGAUCAAACGUUUGCAUGUACACACUCACCGA
Molecule: messenger RNA, 1644 nt
Organism: Aureobasidium subglaciale EXF-2481
Lineage: Eukaryota; Fungi; Ascomycota; Dothideomycetes; Dothideales; Saccotheciaceae
Exons: 2
Coding region: 107-1528 (473 amino acids)
Biological process (GO): ergosterol biosynthetic process
Cellular component (GO): endoplasmic reticulum membrane
Molecular function (GO): Delta14-sterol reductase activity
Source: RefSeq, a predicted model, not a curated record